This is a messenger RNA of Mya arenaria, 1788 nucleotides long. Its product is annotated as chaoptin-like. The transcript has a single exon. Bases 1 to 1788 code for a protein of 595 amino acids. The record is from RefSeq and is a predicted model, not a curated record. NCBI's taxonomy places the organism in Eukaryota, Metazoa, Mollusca, Bivalvia, Myida, Myidae.
AUGUACAGGACCAUACCUCACAACCUGUACCUGACCAUAUCUCACAACCUGUACCUGACCAUACCUCACAACCUGUACCGGACCAUAUCUCACAACCUGUACCUGACCAUACCUCACAACCUGUACCUGACCAUACCUCACAACCUGUACCUGACCAUACCUCACAAGCUGUACCGGACCAUAUCUCACAACCUGUACCUGACCAUACCUCACAACCUGUACCGGACCAUACCUCACAACCUGUACCUGACCAUACCUCACAACCUGUACCUGACCAUACCUCACAACCUGUACCUGACCAUACCUCACAACCUGUACCUGACCAUACCUCACAACCUGUACCUGACCAUACCUCACAACCUGUACCUGACCAUACCUCACAACCUGUACCGGACCAUACCUCACAACCUGUACCUGACCAUACCUCACAACCUGUACCUGACCAUACCUCACAACCUGUACCUGACCAUACCUCACAACCUGUACCUGACCAUACCUCACAACCUGUACCUGACCAUACCUCACAAUCUGUACCUGACCAUACCUCACAACCUGUACCGGACCAUAUCUCACAACCUGUACCGGACCAUAUCUUACAACCUGUACCUGACCAUAUCUCACAACCUGUACCUGACCAUACCUCACAACCUGUACCUGACCAUACCUCACAACCUGUACCGGACCAUAUCUCACAACCUGUACCUGACCAUACCUCACAACCUGUACCUGACCAUAUCUCACAACCUGUACCUGACCAUAUCUCACAACCUGUACCUGACCAUACCUCACAACCUGUACCUGACCAUACCUCACAACCUGUACCGGACCAUACCUCACAACCUGUACCGGACCAUACCUCACAAUCUGUACCUGACCAUACCUCACAACCUGUACCGGACCAUACCUCACAACCUGUACCUGACCAUACCUCACAACCUGUACCUGACCAUAUCUCACAACCUGUACCUGACCAUAUCUCACAACCUGUACCUGACCAUACCUCACAACCUGUACCUGACCAUACCUCACAACCUGUACCUGACCAUACCUCACAACCUGUACCUGACCAUAUCUAACAACCUGUACCUGACCAUACCUCACAACCUGUACCUGACCAUAUCUCACAACCUGUACCUGACCAUACCUCACAACCUGUACCUGACCAUAUCUCACAACCUGUACCGGACCAUAUCUCACAACCUGUACCGGACCAUACCUCACAACCUGUACCGGACCAUACCUCACAACCUGUACCGGACCAUACCUCACAAUCUGUACCUGACCAUACCUCACAACCUGUACCUGACCAUACCUCACAACCUGUACCUGACCAUAUCUCACAACCUGUACCUGACCAUACCUCACAACCUGUACCUGACCAUAUCUCACAACCUGUACCUGACCAUACCUCACAACCUGUACCGGACCAUACCUCACAACCUGUACCGGACCAUAUCUCACAACCUGUACCUGACCAUACCUCACAACCUGUACCGGACCAUACCUCACAACCUGUACCUGACCAUACCUCACAACCUGUAUCUGACCAUACCUCACAACCUGUACCGGACCAUACCUCACAACCUGUACCUGACCAUACCUCACAACCUGUACCUGACCAUACCUCACAACCUGUACCUGACCAUACCUCACAACCUGUACCUGACCAUAUCUCACAACCUGUACCUGACCAUAUCUCACAACCUGUACCUGACCAUAUCUCACAACCUGUCCUGUAGCCAUAACUCACAAUCUGUAUCUUGUCCAUACCUCACAACCUGUACCUGA